AUGGAAAAGCACAUCUUGCAGCUCCUGCUGGUCCUGUCUUUGCUGGUGAUGUCCCUUCAAGCUUUGACAUGUAUCACAUGUGAUAGGAUGAAUUCUCGGGGAAUUUGUGAGGGGAAAGAAGGUUGCUGUCAGGCUAGACCUGGAGAGAAGUGUGCCUCACUCAUAACCCUUAAAGAUGGCAAAAUUCAGUUUGGAAGCCAGAGAUGUGCUGACCUUUGCUUCACUGGGACUGUUAAGAAUGGAGAUCAGACAGUAAAAAUGAACUGUUGCAACAACAAAUCUUUCUGCAAUAAACUAUAA
Molecule: messenger RNA, 300 nt
Organism: Mus caroli (Ryukyu mouse)
Lineage: Eukaryota; Metazoa; Chordata; Mammalia; Rodentia; Muridae
Product: prostate and testis expressed protein 14-like
Source: RefSeq, a predicted model, not a curated record